Messenger RNA from Syzygium oleosum, 1241 nucleotides. Its product is annotated as phenylacetaldehyde reductase-like. The record is from RefSeq and is a predicted model, not a curated record. Gene Ontology annotation, molecular function: oxidoreductase activity, acting on the CH-OH group of donors, NAD or NADP as acceptor. The transcript is spliced from 6 exons. Bases 70 to 1053 code for a protein of 327 amino acids. Lineage: Eukaryota; Viridiplantae; Streptophyta; Magnoliopsida; Myrtales; Myrtaceae.
CUGCAGAGCGAGAGCCACCUCCACCUCCUCGAAACGAAGAAGGACUAGAAGAAUAGGAGAAGGACGAAAAUGAGCGCGACGGUCGGUGCCGGGAAGGUCGUGUGCGUGACCGGAGCGUCCGGUUACAUCGCCUCGUGGCUCGUCAAGCUCCUCUUGGAGCGUGGCUACACCGUCAAGGCCUCCGUUCGCGAUCUGAAUGAUCCAAAAAAGACUGAACAUCUGCUUGCACUUGAUGGAGCGAAGGAGAGACUUCAACUGUUCAAAGCAAACCUGCUGGAAGAGGGUUCAUUCGAUCCUAUUGUUGAGGGUUGUGCAGGCGUUUUUCACACUGCCUCGCCCUUUUAUGAUGAUGUCAAGGAUCCGCAGGCAGAACUACUUGAUCCUGCUGUGAAGGGAACUCUUAACGUUCUGAAGUCAUGUUCCAAAACACCUUCUGUGCAGCGCGUGGUCUUGACAUCAUCUAUGGCUGCAGUUCAGUGCAAUGGAAGACCGCUGACACCUGAUGUUGUGGUGGAUGAAAGUUGGUUUUCUGAUGCAGACUUUUGCAGGCAAAUGAACAUGUGGUAUGUGCUCUCCAAGACUUUGGCUGAGGACGCUGCCUGGAAAUUUGUGAAAGAAAAGGGCAUUGACAUGGUUACAAUCAACCCAGCUAUGGUGAUUGGUCCUCUUCUGCAGCCAACACUCAACACAAGUGCUGCGGCGAUCGCACACUUGAUAAAUGGUGCACCAACUUUUCGAAAUACAAGUAUUGGAUGGGUCCAUGUCAAAGAUGUCACAAAUGCUCAUAUACUGGCAUUCGAAGUCCCGUCGGCUAGUGGAAGAUACUGUCUGGUUGAGAGGGUUGCACACUACUCCGAGAUCGUGAGGGUCUUGCGUGAGCUUUACCCUUCUCUCCAGUUUCCAGAAAAGUGUGCGGACGACGAGCCUUUCAAGCCCAUCUUCCAGGUGUCCAAGGAGAAAGUGAAAAGCUUGGGCCUCGACUACAUUCCCCUGGAGCAGAGUGUGAAGGAAACUGUUGAAAGCCUGAAGGAGAAGGAGUUUGUUAAAUUCUGAGAGAAUAAUUUUCGAGUUUUCCCAAGUUAACAAUGUAAGUGGGUGGGAGGCUUUUCACCCACUGUACUGGCUGUUGGUUCCCAUGCUAUCAGUGUUUUUGCAAUAUGAACAAGGUGAAGGAAGGCAGGGAUCAUAGAUCUUCCUGCUCCUUUGCCCUCAUCUUUCAUUAAUAAAACUGAGUAAUGACA